Molecule: messenger RNA, 1093 nt
Organism: Limulus polyphemus (Atlantic horseshoe crab)
Lineage: Eukaryota; Metazoa; Arthropoda; Merostomata; Xiphosura; Limulidae
Exons: 2
Coding region: 133-906 (257 amino acids)
Source: RefSeq, a predicted model, not a curated record
UACUUUCACGACACAAUCCACUAGAGAAGGAAGACAUUCUGUACCGUCGGUUUCAUGUUUGGUAUUUCCUAGAUAUCUGAAACACACACCAAGUUUACGCCGUUGAAAGAAAGCUUUGUUAGGGAUCACCUGAUGUUGAAAGACUUUCCAUUGGUAACAACUGGCUCUAUUCUAAUGAAGACUUGUAUUCUUGUAUUAUUGCUAUGGCCAGUCAAAGGCUUCGUUGUUUUCGAUGAAGACAAACGCCAAGACCUAGUCCCUUUCCCUAGAGUAGGUAGGAGUUUUUGGAGUUGGACAGAAGACAAACGCCAAGGUUUGGUCCCUUUCCCUCGAGUGGGUCGGUCUACGGAUAAACGACAGGGACUGAUUCCAUUUCCUAGGAUUGGUCGCUCAUAUUCUAUUCCCCAGAAUGAGAUUAUAGAUGAUGUCGAAAACUCCUUUGACAAAGAACUUUGGUAUACCCCUUCGUUUAAGCUCUUCUCUUCUGAGCUUACGCCAAGAAUAGGAAGGAAGAAAAGGUCUGUAGCUUCGUCUAAUGAUGACACACAAGACAAAGAUUACCAUUCAUGGUACCAAGGACUGAGUCCUUAUGAAAAACACUAUCACAGGAAUUUACGUCAGCUAGUUCCCGCUCCCCGCUUGGGCCGAUCAUUUAAUUCUCUUAUCGGGAGUCAGAGUACUCAUCUACCCAGUUCCUUUCACGAUGAAGAGGGUGACGAUAAGCGGUCUGCCUUCACUCCUCGCAUUGGAAGAGAUCCAAUAACACCUCGAAUCGGUAGGUCGGAGGGUAACAUAGGAACCAAUUUACAUGCUGCGUUCGCACCCAGACUUGGUCGAACGGCCUUUACUCCAAGACUAGGAAGAUCUCAUGACCAUUCGAAACAUGGAACAGAAACUGAAGCCUAAUAAUCCUAAGAGAGUUCCGUUAAUUUAAUUAAAUAUAUCUGUUGUUUACAAAUCGAAGAAAAUGUAUACUAGAAUCUCAUACGACAUUCUGGUUAGAAUACUUUAUGUCAAGGUAUUUGUGUCCAUAAGCUAAUGAUUUCCUGAAAUAAAGGAAUUGCAGAGAAUUAAUAAAGAAGUUUUAGCCUCA